AUGAGAAAUCAUGGUGAGAACUGGAAAAACAGAACUGAGCUUAAACCAGAUGCUCAGCAAACAUUGGUGGCCUGGGAUGGGAACUCUCUGGAAAAGGUGGAGUGUUUGGCAGUCACCCUGCCACUGUUCUCUGGUUGCAGGCUACACUUCAUUCAGGUGGACUCGGUCCAGCGCUGGAUGGAGGAUCUGAAGCUCAUGACUGAGUGUGAGUGCAUGUGCGUCUUGCAGGCAAAGCCCAUCAGCUUGGAGGAAGAUACACAAGGAGACCUUAUCCUAGCAGGUGGUCCCGGCCCAGGAGAUCCACUGCAGCUGCUCCUGAAGCGGGGCUGGGUCAUCAGCACAGAGCUUCGCAGGAUUGGGCAGAAGCUGGCCCAGGACCGCUGGGCACGUGUACACAGUAUGAGUGUGCGUCUGACAUGCCAUGCACGCUCCAUGGUCAGCGAGUACAGCACCAUCAGCAGGACCUCCUCACAGGAAAUGGGCCAGGCAGAGAAGCUGCUCAUGGAGAAAUGUUCUGAGCUCUCGGCAGUCACCCAGCGGUGUCUCCAGGUGGAAAAUGAGCAUGUUCUGAAGUCAAUGAAGGCCUGCGUGAGUGAGACCCUGAGCAUGCUGGGCCAGCACUUUGGCCAGCUACUGGAGCUGGCUCUGACACGGGAAGUGCAGGCACUUGUGAGAAAAAUUGAUACCUCAGACAAUAUCUACAUCAUGGAGUCUACCACAGGGAACCUGUUCAGCCUGACCCAGGAGGGGGCUCCUUUGUGUCGCAUCAUAGCCAAGGAAGGUGGAGUUGUAGCCCUCUUCAAGGUUUGCAGACAGGACAGCUUCCGGUGCAUGUACCCCCAGGCGCUCCGCACACUCGCCUCUAUCUGCUGUGUAGAAGAGGGUGUCCAUCAGCUGGAGAAG
Molecule: messenger RNA, 903 nt
Organism: Cricetulus griseus (Chinese hamster)
Lineage: Eukaryota; Metazoa; Chordata; Mammalia; Rodentia; Cricetidae
Source: RefSeq, a predicted model, not a curated record